AUGAGGCCGAUAAUACAUCGUAGCUGCACAUCGUUCAUGAAUGUAAAAAGCGAUGUGAGAACUGGUAUUACAACUGUGGAAUUUUGUGUCGAACAUUUCGGGCAUGAAGUGGAGUGUCAGAACAGUUCUCUUGACUCUCAGAGCGGUUCCCUUGACUUGCAGGAUUGUUCUCCAGAGUCUCAGGAUUGUUCUCUCCCACUAAUCGAGGAAGAUGCAGUUUCCAAUUCUUUGGAAGUAAGAAAUUCCAGUCUUGAGAGAGUAAAAGCUUCAGCAGAGGAACGCGAUGGUGAGCUUAGGCAGUUAUAUUGGACUGCUUCCCAAGACGUUGGUCACCUUAUUAGAAAGAAAUUGAACGCGAUCAACGAAGGAUGCUCGAAACUGCAGGCGCAAGGUUCAAAGGAAACAUACCAUAGCCUGCGCAAAAUUGAUGAAAUUUUGUCAAAGGCGCUCAGCUUUAUGGCUGGCGCGAAAGAGCAGAAUGACCUUCACGAGCUCCAUCCUACGGGAAUUGUUGCAGAACAGCAACUGUCGCUGCUAAUAAGCAGUAACUCAACGAAGCUAGCAAUAACUCCACGGAUUAAUGGUGUGACGGCACUCAGAGCAACAAGUUCUCGGAUACCAUGUCAAUUAGCUCUUCCUGUCGCUAAUGGUCAUCUAAACGACGGACAUGCUGCUGUCUGCGGUAUAUGCGGACAAAAGGAACCUAUAGUUUAUGAUUCUGGAGUCCGAAGACCAAUGGUGGACUGGAUGUUAUGUGACGAAUGUGGGGCAUGGGUGCACAUGAGUUGUGCGAGAACCAGGGAAUGCUCAAAUUGCGGUGAAGGAUAUCUUGAACUGGACUAUUGUAGGUAG
Messenger RNA from Cooperia oncophora, 852 nucleotides. The record is from the annotation of a GenBank genome assembly. Lineage: Eukaryota; Metazoa; Nematoda; Chromadorea; Rhabditida; Trichostrongylidae.